UGUAAAUUACUGUAAAAAUGUGUAAAUUACUGUAAAAAAUGUGUAAAAAUGUGUAAAAAGUGUGUAAAUUACCUUUAAAAAUGUGUAAAUUAGUGUAAAAAGUGUCUAAAAUGUGUAAAUAAAUGAAAAAAGUGUGUAAAUAAGUGUAAAAAGUGUGUAAAACGGUGUUAGAGAAUGUUUUGGAGUGUUUUGAGGAUGUAUAGAGGGAGGAAUAAUCCGAUAGGUCGUGUGGGAUUUAAAAAGGCUUUGAUUCGUGGCAGAGCGCAGAAAUCGCCUGAGAUUCUAUUACCGCCGUACAUCUCAAUCCAGGAGCUGAGACUAAUGUUGAAUUCUGACUACAUUUCGUGUUUUCGGAGCGCUAAAGUCUCAAUCUCGAAACGUCAGUACACCUGGUCAGACUCACACGGAAGAACCUUUCAGACCUCUAACAAGAGGAACGUGAUAAUUCCAUAUGAGACAUCGAGUUACUUGAGUAAAAUGAUGCGAUUUAAACCCAUUAAAGUUGAUCCGGAACCUGUGAUCCCAAAGAGUAAAUCCGUGGGUAUACCAAUUAUUGCCGUUGUCGGACAUCAUAAACAUGGGAAAACCACCCUCAUCAAUAACAUCACCGGCACCAAAUUCCAUAAUACAGGGGUAACAAGUAUAACAGGGGUAACGGUGUGUGAUUGUGAUGGUAGGUUUACAUAUUUGGACACUCCGGGUGAUGUGAAUUUUGAGGUUCUGAGGGGUAGGGCAAUUCACGUGUCAGACUUGUGUGUAAUUGUAAUCUCGUCAGAGGGCCCUGAAACCGUGACCCGUGACGUCAUUUUACAAGUUAACAAAUUCAACACUCCAGCCAUUUUCUGCAUCACCAAGAGUGAUUUACACUAUAACAACGUUGAUAUUAUCAAGUCAGAACUGUCACUGCAGCUGAACUUACUACUCCAGGCCGGACUAAUCCACAGAAACUUCACACAGGAAUUGGAUAAUGCUGUGAUUGUGUCCUCUUACGAUAGGAGUAGUAUUGACACACUCAAGGAAGUAAUUAAGAGAAAAUUACGUGAAAUAACACCCGGUCACACUGUAAUUGAUAAAGUAAAUAGUGUGGAGAAUUUUGAAAAGUAUGUGAGAAGAUCGAACAGUUUGGUGGGUUCGAAGGUGGUGAAGGGUGUUGGGUUUAUCUUGGAAGUUACCAAAUCGCAGUCCCACGGCAUUGUCCUAAACGUCAUUGUCACUUUCGGCACCAUCACACACGGGAACUAUUUCGUCGCCGGCACCUCAUACGGCAGAGUCUCCUCCUUACUCAUUACCAACACUGUUAAUAGUGUGAAUAGUGUAAACUCUGGUAACACUAAUACUACUGUAAACACUGUAAAUAGUGUAAAUAGUGUGAAUAGUGUAAAAGUGGGAAUGGUGGUGGGCGUGACGGGAUUGAGGAGUUUGGACGGUGUGGGAGUGGACGAUGAGUUGUUGGUAAUGUCGCAGCAUGACGCGUUUAGGCUAAGUCAGUACAGGAAACAAAUCCAAACACUAAAAUCAUCACAAAUCAAAGGUCCAGAAAUCAAUACCCCGUGGAACACAACCCUACACGAAUAUCCAAAUGUGUAUAAUAAUCAACUAAAUGUAACUAAUGGAACUGUGGAACAGUCUGUAGAUACUGUUCCAGUAGACCCUGUAGCCCCCUUAGAUCGUGUGGAGACAACUGUAGCCCCCGUAGAGUCGUUGGAGAGUUCGAUAUACUUAAAGCCCCUGGAGGAGGACGAAUGGACCUUAAACGCCAAAUUACAUAACCAACAGUUACACCAACGAUGGCACCACAAAUACGCCACCAACUCUCACACAACUCACUCUGUUAACACUUCAGACAAAGUUGACACAACUCACACAGUUGACACAGUUGACACUUCAGACAAAGUUGACAAAGUUGACAAAGUUGACAAAGUUGGGGGAAUAGUUGACAGAGUUGGGGGAAUAGUUGACAAAAUUGGGGGAGUGGUAGUGCCUGUGAUAUUGAGGGCAAAUUACUUGGGAGUGUUUGAGAGUUUGUUGGACGGGAUAGAGGAGCUAGAGCGUGAGUUGGGAGUGAGGAUACCGUUGGUUCACGGCGGGAUUGGGCCGGUGAUCCCCAGUGACAUAGUCCAGGCACAAAUUGGAAACAAGUUCACAUUCUGCCCCGUCUACAGUUUUCAAGUACCAAUCCACACCGACGCAGCCAAACACGCAAUCAUCAACAAAGUUGUCAUCAAGUCAUUCAACCAACACGCCGAUCUACUCAACGAUAUCAGACAACGCUGCAAUCACACACUCAAACUUCAAUAAUUUACUACGCCACUA
Messenger RNA from Theileria parva strain Muguga, 2313 nucleotides. RefSeq names its product Elongation factor Tu GTP binding domain protein (gene infB). Gene Ontology annotation, molecular function: GTPase activity; GTP binding. NCBI's taxonomy places the organism in Eukaryota, Apicomplexa, Aconoidasida, Piroplasmida, Theileriidae. The transcript has 7 exons. The record is from RefSeq and is a predicted model, not a curated record. Bases 175 to 2298 code for a protein of 707 amino acids.